This is a messenger RNA of Drosophila innubila, 2513 nucleotides long. RefSeq names its product probable 4-coumarate--CoA ligase 3 (gene pdgy). The transcript is spliced from 5 exons. NCBI's taxonomy places the organism in Eukaryota, Metazoa, Arthropoda, Insecta, Diptera, Drosophilidae. The record is from RefSeq and is a predicted model, not a curated record. Gene Ontology annotation, cellular component: mitochondrion. Gene Ontology annotation, molecular function: long-chain fatty acid-CoA ligase activity. Gene Ontology annotation, biological process: long-chain fatty acid metabolic process; fatty-acyl-CoA biosynthetic process. The coding region runs from base 219 to 2012 and encodes 597 amino acids.
ACUGGUAGUCGUGCCCCAGCACUUCAAAGCAGCAGACGUGUGUGCAGCAAGCAGCAAGCAGCAAAGCAUAAACGAAGUCAACAACAACAACAACUUGAACUCAAACUUAAACUUAAACUCAACUUAACGUAGCUCAAGUCAGGUCAAGUUAAGAGUGUUGCGCCAGCCAAAGAGAGUGUGCAAAGAGAGUGCGUUAAGUAAACAAUUUCAGUCAAAUAAUGUAUCCAGUUCACACCGCUGUCCAAAUGCUGCGUCUGCGCAGCGCUGCAACCACAUUGAAUGUUGCUGCAGCUCGUGCCAUUUCCACGAACCGCCGACAGCGCAACACGGCGAGCGUUGAACGCGCCCAAAGCAUCGGCGAUCGCGAUAAGUUUCUGCAUUAUAAUGCCGAGGAUGGUUAUUAUAAGACAUCCCCAUUUGAUCCCAUUAAGGUGCCCAAUGUCCCGUUGCACGAGUACGUCUGGCGCGACUUCAAAAAGUGGGAAAACUCCACGGCUGCGGUCUGUGUGGUCACGGAUCGUCAAUAUACAUUCGCCCAAAUGCGAGAUUCGAGUGCCGCCUUUGCAGUUCGCUUGCAGACAAAGUUUAAGCUGGAAAAGCCUGAUGUUCUGGCUAUUUGUCUGCCCAAUAUACCAGAGUAUCCCAUUGCCUGCCUGGGCGGCAUUGAGGCUGGACUGGCUGUAACCACAAUCAACCCCAUCUAUACGCCAGAUGAGAUUGCACGCCAGUUGAUGUUCAGUGAUGCCAAGUUCCUAGUGGGCAGUGCCCAGGGCUAUGGAACAUUGCGAGAGGCGUGUCAGCUGGCGGGAAAACAGAUUCCCAUUGCGGUGGUGCGCUGUACGGCAGGUGAAUCGUUGCCGGCGGGUGCCAUCGACUUCUUUGAGGUGAUGAGCACGGAGAAUGUGCGCUACGAUGAGCUGAGGACUCCCAAAGAUGCCACUCCCAAUGAUAUGGUGUUUCUGCCCUUCUCUUCGGGCACCACGGGAAUGCCCAAGGGUGUCGUCCUCUCCCACAACAACGUCAGCAGCAACUGCGAACAGGUGCAGGCGGCCCUGCACAUUGAUUCACUGGUGAGCCAGGAUACCCUGCCAGCGGUAUUGCCAUUCUUUCACAUCUAUGGCCUUACCGUGGUCAUGCUCUCGAAACUGGGACAAGGCGCUCGUCUGGCCACGAUGCCCGCCUUUAAGCCAGAUGACUUUAUCAAAUCGUUGGACACGUACAAGGGCAGCAUUCUCAACUUGGUACCGCCAAUAGCUCUUUUCAUGAUCAACAAUCCGAAGGUGACGCCGGAAGUCGCCAGCUCCCUGCGCGUUGUCAUGUCCGGUGCUGCUCCAAUUGGCGAACGUGACGUCGAACGCUUUCUUCAGAAGUUCCCCAAGGUGCGUUUCAUGCAGGGUUACGGCAUGACGGAGGCAUCUCCGGUGAUUUUGAUGACGCCGGAGGGUAACACACGCUACGCUUCGACGGGCGUGUCGCCGGGCAGUACCGAGUGCAAGAUUGUGCCACUGAGUGGGGACGAUUCAAAGGGCGUGGGUCCACGCACCACUGGGGAACUGUGUGUGCGAGGACCUCAAGUAAUGUCCGGUUAUCUGAACAAUAAGGAGGCCAAUGAGUUGACCUUCUAUCCGGGCAAUUGGUUGCGCACCGGCGAUGUGGCAUUCUACGAUGAGGAUGGCUAUUUCUAUAUCACGGACCGCAUGAAGGAGCUGAUCAAGGUGAAGGGCUUCCAAGUGCCACCCGCCGAACUGGAGGCGGUACUGCGCGAUCAUCCCAAGAUCCUUGAGGCCGCCGUCUUUGGAAUACCACACGAGCUCAACGGGGAAGCACCGCGGGCUAUCGUCGUUUUGCGUCAGAACGAGAAGGCGACUGCCGAGGAGAUUUCCAAUUAUGUGGCAGGGCGUGUGGCACACUACAAAAAACUCGAGGGGGGUGUCGUGUUUGUUGAUGAGGUGCCCAAGAACCCAACGGGCAAAAUAUUGCGCAAGGAUCUCAAAGAAAAGUAUUCGGACUGAGCCAUCCAACUCCCAAUGUAUCUUGUAUCUGCUAGAUACCUUUUGAAGUUUUCCAAAGCAGAUACGUUGAUUUUGUUAUUUUUUUAACGUUCUUUUUAACUAGAGCCCAAUCAUAUUAUUUAAUACCAAGCCAAUGUUUUGGCGUUCUAAACAUUGCAUUUAGACAAGUAGCCCUCUGGGGCUACUCUGUAGAGAGUAGCGAGUAAUCCCUAACGAAUAGCAGAUAGAGAGUAACGAGAUACGGAAAUCUUUAGUCCUAGACGUAAUUGUCAUUGGAGUGGUCCAUAGUUUUUAAGUUGUCAUAGGGCUAAUUAGGACUUGUUGCUUAGGUUGUAUCUGCACAGUGUGUACUCGAUUGUAACACCUGGAUCUGCAUAUACAAUUUAAAACAAACAUAUAUCAUAUAUUUGUCCAAGGACCGGACAUAAUCAUAAGCAAAAAGACGAACAAUAUAAAAUAAAUCUAUAUAAUUUUUUUUUUUUUUUUUUUUGCAGUUGCUAU